Penicillium concentricum is the source of this 1404-nucleotide messenger RNA. RefSeq names its product F-box protein. The transcript has 3 exons. Gene Ontology annotation, molecular function: protein binding. The record is from RefSeq and is a predicted model, not a curated record. NCBI's taxonomy places the organism in Eukaryota, Fungi, Ascomycota, Eurotiomycetes, Eurotiales, Aspergillaceae. Bases 1 to 1404 code for a protein of 467 amino acids.
AUGGCGAUUAGCAUACUUUCUAGCCGGCAAAAAAGCAACGAUGGUCACUAUGAUCAGUCAGUUAAUGAUGAGCAGCUGUCUCCACCCGCAGGUCAAUUGUCAUUCCUCGAAAAAUUACCCGCUGAGAUCAUUCAAGAUAUUGCAUCUUAUCUCUCGGCUCCAGAUCUUGCCUGCCUUGGUGCCACUUGCCGGACCCUCGUCGAUCAUGCAUCGAAUGACUUUAUAUGGGCUAAUCUCGUGAACGAGAGACUGCCUGCUCCUAUCAAAAGCCCAGGCCCCUUUGGAUCAUUUCGUCGUCUUUAUCUUGCGUAUCACCCCUGUUGGUUCAUUCCUCAGCACAAGAUUUGGUUCGCGGACACUGAACACACGGGGAUGCUGAUCAUAGCUCGAUAUGAUAAUGGCCGGGGUAUGAUUGAAGCACACCCAGUUGUUGCAGAACGUGGCACUGCUGGGUUCCAAUCAUGGGCGUCAAACCCAGAAGUUAUCAUCCAGUCUUUUGAACCCAGUGUCCAUCUGGCGUUGGACAAUCCUGUCUUGUCUCUCAAAGACCCUAAUCCAUCCUCCCAAAUAGCUCCAAUCCAAUCCCUUCACUAUAUGCCCGAGGAACGUCGCAUGAACAUGGCUUCGGAUGCUCGGCAUAUCUAUACCUCGCUGUCGUUUUGCUCUGAAUUUAGCCCCCGAGGGCCUUUUUCCAAACCCAAUGUGCUCUGGCCACCACGAACCAUCCCGAGCAAGGCUCGCACAGUUCGUGAUUUGAGAAACUCCCCUCCGCCAAUAGUGAAACUUCCGUCAGAAUUAUCAGAAUCAUUCUUCCGUCUCAGAAGGUGGGGGAACCCGUGGGCAAACCCAGAGCUUCAAUUGCCGCCGGUGCCAAAGAAAGCGAGUCUGACCUACUCAACUCUUGAUCCCGUUCUAUACACACCCUCUGUAGAGAAACCGUACCAGGGAAUUUGGGUUGGAGACUACGAAGCCCAUGGGUGUGAAUUUUUGCUUGUUCUCCAGAAAGAGAUAACGGACUUAGCACACGAUAAUGAAAAAGAGGCGAAGGUAAUCGACGCCCAGGAUGAGGUCGAACACGACAGCCAGGAGGAUAUUGGACAGCGAGGUUUGUUGCAAGCUGUCAAGCUGACAGGUGACUCCAAUGUUCCUCGUGGUGAGUUCUCGUUUAUUGCCGAAGACAUUGGCUCCAGAGGCUUGAUUAGUGUUGCGAUGGAUGAGCCUUUUGUUGGCGCCCGAAUUGUGCGUUGUCGCGGCCAUGUAGCUGGACUUGGGUUCCUUGACGACACCUACAUUGACUCCCAACUGAUCCUUAUUUCUCCUGACCACAUGGCUCUUUACUGGAAGCAGAUAGGCCAUGUCUCCUAUUACCGCCGUGUGAACAUUGACGAUAUCCUACAUAGUUGA